Saccoglossus kowalevskii is the source of this 2979-nucleotide messenger RNA. Its product is annotated as putative cell agglutination protein 1742.01-like. The record is from RefSeq and is a predicted model, not a curated record. Lineage: Eukaryota; Metazoa; Hemichordata; Enteropneusta; Harrimaniidae.
AUGUAUAUGGAAUUGUUCUAUAAGAAUGUCCUUGGUAACAAUGACAUUAUUAUUACACUUUCAUUCAGGUAUACCAAUGACACUGCGGCUCAUGUAAGAGGAUUCGGACACCAGGCUUCACCAGGUCCCCACUAUCUAACAUCACCAACCUCCUUUCACCCAGAAUGCAGCUACCUGGCUUUAUUCCAACCUGGGAUUCAGCCACUUGUAUUCACCACCACCCCACCACCUGAGACACAGACACCAGGGCUCACUACCUUCCACGUUGACUGCAGCCACAACGCUUCACCCCCUCAACCUGAGAUUCAGCUACCUGGCUUCACCACCUCCCUUCCUCACCUGGGCCACGAGGCUUCUCAGGUUCCAACCGCUAGGAAUCAUCAAAACACUGGUCGAGUUAUUGAAACACUGGGCGAGCUGGUAAUUCUUGAAAUACUAGUCGAGAAAGGAGCGACUGAAACACUUGUUGAGAUAGAAGCCAAUGAAACACUAGUCGAGAGAGGAGCCCCUGAAACAGUAGUCGAGAAAGGAGCCACUGAAACAUUAGUCGAAAAAGGAGCCACUGAAACACUAGUCGAGAAAGGAGCCCCUGAAACAGUAGUCGAGAUAGGAGCCCCUGAAACAGUAGUCGAGAAAGGAGCCACUGAAACACUAGUCCAGAUAGGAGCCACUGAAACACUAGCUGAGAAAAGAGCCACUGAAACACUAGUCGAGAUAGGAGCCACUGAAACACUAGUCGAGAUAGGAGCCACUGAAACACUAGUCGAGAUAGGAGACACUGAAACACUAGUCGAAAAAAGAGCCAUCGAGAAAGGAGCCACUGAAACACUAGUCGAGAAAGGAGCCACUAAAACACUAGUCGAAAAAGGAGCCAAAGAAACACUAGUCGAGAUAGGAGCCACAGAAACACUAGUCGAGAAAGGAGCCACUGAAACACUAGUCGAGAUAGGAGCCACUGAAACACUAGUAGAGAAAAGAGCCACUGAAACACUAGUCGAGAAAGGAGCCACUGAAACAAUAGUCGAGAAAGGAGACACUGAAACACUAGUCGAGAUAGGAGCCACUGAAUCACUAGUCGAGAUAGGGGCCACUGAAACAUUAGUCGAGAAAGGAGCCCUUGAAACACUAGUCGAGAAAGGAGCCACUGAAACACAGGUCGAGAAAGGAGCCACUGAAACACUAGUCGAAAAAGGAGCCACUGAAACACUAGUCGAGAAAAGAGCCACUGAAACACUAGUCGAGAAAAGAGCCACUGAAACACUAGUCGAGAAAGGAGCCACUGAAACAAUAGUCGAGAAAGGAGACACUGAAACACUAGUCGAGAUAGGAGCCACUGAAUCACUAGUCGAGAUAGGGGCCACUGAAACAUUAGUCGAGAAAGGAGCCCUUGAAACACUAGUCGAGAAAGGAGCCACUGAAACACUGGUCGAGAAAGGAGCCACUGAAACACUAGUCGAAAAAGGAGCCACUGAAACACUAGUCGAGAAAGGAGCCACUGAAACACUAGUCGAGAAAGGAGCCACUGAAACACUAGUCGAGAAAGGAGCCACAGAAACACUAGUUGAGAAAGGAGCCACAGAAACACUAGUCGAAAAAGGAGCCACUGAAACACUAGUCGAGAAAGGAGCCACUGAAACACUAGUCGAGAAAGGAGCCACUGAAACACUAAAAGGAGCCACUGAAACACUAGCCGAGAAAGGAGCCACUGAAACACUAGUCGAGAAAGGAGCCACUGAAACACUAGUCGAGAUAGGAGCCACUGAAACACUAGUCGCAAAAGGAGCCACUGAAACACUAGUCGAGAAAGGAGCCAAUGAGACACUAGUCGAGAUAGGGGCCACUGAAACACUAGUCGAGAAAGGAGCCACUGAAACACUGGUCGAGAAAGGAGCCACUGACACACUGGUCGAGAUAGGAGCCACUGAAACACUGCUCGAGAAAGGAGCCACUGAAACACUGGUCGAAAAAGGAGCCACUGAAACACUAGUCGAGAAAGGAGCCCCUGAAACACUAGUCGAGAAAGGAGCCACUGAAACACUAAAAGGAGCCACUGAAACACUGGUCGAAAAAGGAGCCACUGAAACACUAGUCGAGAAAGGAGCCACUGAAACACUGGUCGAGAAAGGAGCCACUGAAACACUAGUCGAAAAAGGAGCCACUGAAACACUAGUCGAGAAAGGAGGCUCUGAAAAACUAGCCGAGAAAGGAGCCACUGAAACACUAGUCGAGAAAGGAGCCACUGAAAUACUGGUCGAGAAAGGAGCCACUGAAACACUAGUCGAGAAAGGUGCCACUAAAACUCUAGUCGAGAAAGUAGCCACUGAAACACUGGUCGAGAUAGGAGCCACUGAAACACUAGUCGAGAUAGGAGCCACUGAAACACUAGUCGAGAAUGGAGCCCCUGAAACUUUAGUCGAGAAAGAAGCCACUGAAACACUAGUCGAGAAAGGAGCCACUGAAACACUAGUCGAGAAAGGAGCCACUGAAACACUAGUCGAGAUAGGAGCCACUGAAACACAAGUCGAGAUAGGAGCCACUGAAACACUAGUCGAGAUAGGAGCCACUGAAACACUAGUCGAGAAAGGAGCCACUAAAACACUAGUCGAGAAACGAGCCACUGAAACACUGGUCGAGAUAGGAGCCACUGAAACACUAGUUGAGAAAGGAGCCACUGAAACACUAGUCGAGAAAGGAGCCACUGAAACACUAGUCAAGAAAGGAGCCCCUGAAACACUAGUCGAGAAAGGAGCCACUGAAACACUAGUCGAGAAAGGAACCACUGAAACACUAGUCGAGAAAGGAGCCACUGAAACACUAGUCGAGAAAGGAGCCACUGAAACGCUUGUCAAGAUAGGAGCCACUGAAACACUAGUCGAGAAAAGUGCCACUGAAUUACGAGUCGAGAAAGGAGCCACUGAAACACUAGUCGAGAAAGGAGCCACUGAAACACUAGUCGAGAUAGGGCCACUGAAACAUUAG